This is a messenger RNA of Hypoxylon trugodes, 1442 nucleotides long. RefSeq names its product xylose isomerase-like protein. The record is from RefSeq and is a predicted model, not a curated record. NCBI's taxonomy places the organism in Eukaryota, Fungi, Ascomycota, Sordariomycetes, Xylariales, Hypoxylaceae. The transcript has a single exon. The coding region runs from base 362 to 1426 and encodes 354 amino acids.
UUAGAUGGUGUUGUUUGGUAUAUGGGUUGGACACUAAUUUGAGGUUUGAAGUACCUGGAUACAGCUACCUAAUAAGACCAUCACAGAAUACCUAAGCAUACAGUAUUAUUGUAGGAUGUCGCAUAUACCUAGGUAACUCGACAUAAACUAUUCUAAUUGGAUAUAAGGGAAUGCAAUGUCCAUAUCAAUAUUACGUAGCGGGUGAAUAAGUCCACCAUAUUCGUUGACGUCAUCGGGGCGAGGUCUAGGGAUAUACUUGUACAGCUUAGGUCUUCCCUUAACCAUCUUGAGGUUUACUUAGCUUCGCAAUAACACACAUUCUACUGCCUACGUAUACAGCUAGAAUCAGCGUUCAAGUAAGAUGCCAAUCGACUACCAAGGCACACAAAUCCCAACAUGCUACGCAACCUGCAGCAUCGGGCACAAGGAGUCUCACACACUCCCUUUAAAAUUCAAAGCCAUAGCAGACGCCGGCUUCGAUGCCGUCGAGCUAUCAAUGCCCGACAUCUUAGCGUACGGCAAGCUGCUCAAUGGUCAGGAACCGGACCCGAAGAACUACGACACAUUAGUCGAAAUUGGGAAGGAGAUCAAGACCCAAGCAGCAGAGCACAAGCUUAAGAUCCUCAUGUUACAGCCCUUCGCUAAUUUCGAAGGGUGGCCGAAAGGCAGUAACGAGAGGAAAGACGCGUUUGACUGCGCAAAGGGCUGGAUGCGUAUCAUGCAGGCUGUUGGGACGGAUACGCUACAAGUCGGUUCAUCGGAUGCACCUAGUAUAUCGUCGUCAUUUGACGAUCUCGCCGGCGACUUAGCCGAACUAGCGGACCUGUGCGCGGAAAAGGGCCUGCGCAUUGCGUACGAAAAUUGGUGCUGGGCAACGCAUGCGCCGAGCUGGAAGGACGUAUGGCGCAUCGUCGAAAAAGCCAACCGGCCUAAUCUCGGAUUGUGUCUUGAUACAUUCCAGAGCGGAGGUGGUGAAUGGGCCGAUCCGACGACUAAGUCUGGGUUAGUUGAGGGUGUGUCGCUGGAUGAGCUUGAAGUUCGAUGGAAGAAAAGUCUAUCUGAUCUGAGCAAGACGGUUCCACCGGAGAAGAUCUAUCUUCUGCAGAUCUCAGAUGCGUAUAAGAUGGAGCCGCCAAUAGAAGCGAAGAUAGAUGAGGAGGGGCUGCGGCCGAGGGGUCAGUGGAGCCAUGACUAUCGGCCACUGCCCUAUGACGGGGGCUAUCUUCCUGUACAGGACUUCCUGAAGGCGGUGCUGGGGACUGGAUUUAGGGGUUGGUUGUCCAUUGAAGUAUUUGAUGGUAAGGGCCCGGAGAAAUAUUCCGAUAUGCUUGAAUUUAGUAAGAAAGCGAUGGCGUCGUUAGGGAAGCUCUUAGAUCAAAUUGUCUACUUGGUAAAUUUGCAAAAAAGGGACACCCUAGCUGAAUAAUAACACUGCAACAUUU